AUGAACCCCGAAUACGACUAUCUCUUCAAGCUCCUCCUCAUCGGAGAUUCCGGUGUUGGAAAGUCUUGUCUGCUUCUGCGAUUUGCCGACGACACCUACACUGAAUCCUACAUCUCCACCAUCGGUGUCGACUUUAAAAUCCGAACGAUAGAACUCGAUGGCAAGACCGUCAAGCUUCAGAUUUGGGAUACCGCCGGCCAGGAGCGUUUCCGAACUAUCACCUCUUCCUACUACCGUGGUGCCCACGGCAUCUGCGUCGUCUACGAUGUUACCGACAUGGACUCUUUCAACAACGUCAAGCAAUGGCUCCAGGAGAUUGACCGAUAUGCCACAGAGGGUGUCAACAAGCUGCUGGUCGGUAACAAGAGCGAUAUGUCAGACAAGAAGGUCGUCGAGUACAGCGUAGCCAAGGAGUUCGCCGACAGCCUCGGAAUUCCAUUCCUCGAGACUUCCGCCAAGAACGCCAGCAACGUCGAGCAGGCUUUCUUGACCAUGGCCCGUCAGAUCAAGGAGCGCAUGGGCACCACCACAGCCAACAACACCAAGCCUAGUGUGCAAGUCGGUCAAGGCCAGGGUGUUGGCUCUUCUUCCAACAACAGCUGCUGCUAA
This is a messenger RNA of Fusarium venenatum, 609 nucleotides long. RefSeq names its product GTP-binding protein ypt1. Lineage: Eukaryota; Fungi; Ascomycota; Sordariomycetes; Hypocreales; Nectriaceae. Gene Ontology annotation, biological process: vesicle-mediated transport. The record is from RefSeq and is a predicted model, not a curated record. Gene Ontology annotation, molecular function: GTP binding; GTPase activity.